Molecule: messenger RNA, 1027 nt
Organism: Cucurbita pepo subsp. pepo (vegetable marrow)
Lineage: Eukaryota; Viridiplantae; Streptophyta; Magnoliopsida; Cucurbitales; Cucurbitaceae
Product: AT-hook motif nuclear-localized protein 1
Molecular function (GO): minor groove of adenine-thymine-rich DNA binding
Source: RefSeq, a predicted model, not a curated record
AUGGAGGGAGGAGAAGGGGAUGCCGGAAAUGGGGCUACUGCAGCUGCAGGAUCAAGUCCUCCGAGACCUGAGAUGGCAGCUCCGGCACCGGAAGGUGGCGGUCCGGUGAGUUCUGCCGCGGCGGUGGCGGGGAAGAAGAAGAGGGGAAGACCGAGGAAGUAUGGGCCGGACGGGAAGUUGAAUUUGGCGGCGCUGUCGCCGAAGCCGAUAUCGGCGUCGGCACCUGCACGGUCGGCGGUGAUUGAUUUCUCGGCGGAGAAACGUGGGAAAGUGCGGCCGGCGAGUUCGUUGAGCAAAACCAAACAUGAAACGGAGAAUUUAGGUGAAUGGGUACCUUGUUCAGUUGGAGCUAAUUUCACACCCCAUAUCAUCACUGUCAACACUGGUGAGGACGUUACGAUGAAGGUUCUCUCCUUUUCUCAACAAGGACCUCGAGCCAUUUGUAUUCUCUCUGCUAACGGUGUGAUUUCGAGCGUCACUCUUCGUCAACCCGAUUCUUCUGGAGGAACAUUAACAUAUGAGGGUCGUUUUGAGAUAUUGUCGUUGUCGGGAUCGUUCAUGCCGAGCGACAAUGCGGGAACAAAGAGUAGAACUGGUGGAAUGAGUGUCUCGUUAGCGAGUCCAGACGGACGCAUUGUUGGUGGCGGAGUUGUUGGUUUGUUAGUAGCUGCAAGUCCGGUUCAAGUGGUAGUAGGAAGCUUUAUAUUUGGGAACCAACACGAGCAAAAGUCGAAGAAGCCGAAACAAGAUGUUAUAUUACCGGUUUCUUUUUUUCCAAUUUCGAGUGUUGAACCGAAAUCAUACAUGACAACAACGACGACGACGACGACAACAUCUUCCCUUCGUGCUGAAACGUGGUCACCUUUAGUUCCAGAUUUAAAGAGUCAACCAACUGAUAUCAAUGUAUCGUUAACUAGUGGUUAAGAAAUACCAGUAUCGUAUUAUUGUUCGAUCGCAUCAACCACAUCGUCGUCGAGCUUCGAUUUGGGUAGGUGUUGUUCUUCGUUUUAUGUUGAUUAACAACUUA